Molecule: messenger RNA, 1299 nt
Organism: Nestor notabilis (Kea)
Lineage: Eukaryota; Metazoa; Chordata; Aves; Psittaciformes; Psittacidae
Gene: TOM1L1
Product: target of myb1 (chicken)-like 1
Exons: 14
Biological process (GO): signal transduction
Cellular component (GO): membrane; endosome
Molecular function (GO): ubiquitin binding; phosphatidylinositol binding; clathrin binding
Source: RefSeq, a predicted model, not a curated record
UCGCUGCAGACGGAGGACUGGGGGCAGUUCAUGCACAUCUGCGACGUGAUCAGCGCGACGGAGGAGGGGCCUAAAGAUGCAGUUAAAGCGCUAAAGAAAAAGCUUUCAAAAAACUGUAACCAUAAGGAGAUCAGGCUUACCCUGUCUCUGCUUGACAUGUGUAUAGAGAACUGUGGCCCAAGAUUCCAGUCUUUGGUUGUGAAGAAAGAUUUCUGUAAGGACAAGCUGGUAAAACUACUGAAUCCAAGAUAUAAUCUGCCAAUUGACAUGCAGGAGAAAAUCUUGUCCUUCAUCAUGACGUGGGCCCGAGGUUUCCCAGGAGCUGUGGAUGUGAGCGAAGUCAAAGAAGUUUAUCUAGAACUGCUGAAGAAAGGAGUGGAGUUUCCAUCUUCUGACACCAGCAGAGGGGAACCUAAGGUGGGGCCUUCUACAAAGUCAUCACCAUCUUCUGCUAAUUCUCCAAAACAGCUUUCGCCACCUCUUACCACAGGCCCAACUCUGUUGUUGACUCCUGAUCAGAUCGGGAAACUGUACAGUGAACUGGAUAUAACAAAAAUGAAUGUGAGAGUCAUGUCAUCAAUACUGAAAGAAAAUGUUCCUGGCUCUGAAAAUCCAGAUGACAUGAAUCUUUUACAGAAACUGUAUAAGACCUGUCGGAUGAUGCAGGAGAGGAUCAUGGAUUUGUUGGUGACGGUGGAGAAUGAAGAUGUGAUAGUUGAGUUAAUACAAGUAAAUGAAGAUCUGAAUGAUGUCCUCCUGGGACAUGAGAGGUUCUCCCGAAACAGAGUUCGUUUUUUGGAGAAUCAGAGGAUACAACGUGAGCGCGCAGAGCUGUACAGGAAACAACCAUCUGCUCCCUCAAGUGAUCUACUUGACCUCUCCUUGGAUUUGCCAUCUGCUGUGUCUGCAGUGGUGCUAAUUGACUCUGCAGCAUCUCCUUCAGGCCAUGGCAUAUCUGCACACCCUGAAGACAAAACCAGGCACCAUCCAUCAAUUUAUCCACAGCUAGAUUUAGCUCAGCAAUUCCCAUUUGCAACUGAAGCAGAAAAAAAUAGUGUAAGUGACCCAGCCGGACACAUAUACAGCAAUCUGUCGACUGUCUUAAGCCCAGUGCCUCUGAAUCCAGGACAAACUACACCAUCAAAUGGACUGUCAGCAGCAGCUGCAUCAAAGAACAAGGCACAGUCACCUCAUUACUAUGAGAUAAUGGAAUUUGAUCCCUUGGCUCCUACUGAAGCUAUUUAUGAAGAAAUUGAUGAUGUGCUGAAGGCGGAAGCUAAAAAGAACACAGAAUGCUGA